Onychomys torridus (southern grasshopper mouse) is the source of this 5584-nucleotide messenger RNA. It is a transcript of the gene Jcad, whose product is annotated as junctional cadherin 5 associated. Lineage: Eukaryota; Metazoa; Chordata; Mammalia; Rodentia; Cricetidae. The coding region runs from base 156 to 4175 and encodes 1339 amino acids. The transcript has 4 exons. Gene Ontology annotation, biological process: positive regulation of blood vessel endothelial cell proliferation involved in sprouting angiogenesis. The record is from RefSeq and is a predicted model, not a curated record. Gene Ontology annotation, cellular component: adherens junction; ruffle membrane.
UGCUCCGGCGGGUGGUAGCAGGCAGGGCGGCUCGUGCUGGUCCCCGACCGGCCGGAGCGGCAGCGGCUGCGGCGCGGGACAGUAUGCGGGAACCGCUCGUGAUGGGUCCUGCCACCAUGAUGGUCGGAACUGGUGAGCUCUGAUGACACUGCACCAUGUACAGUGUGGAAGAUCUCCUGAUUUCUCAUGGAUACAAACCAGCCCGAGAUGUCUCAGCACCACGGAAGGACAAACCAGAGGGAUGCCGGCCAACAAGAACAAGAACCCGAGCCGGCCAAGGCCUUUUGAAUGGGUAUGAGGAUGGCCCUACAGCUCAUGCCCACAGUAAGUCGUCCCUGGGGACAGGACACGUGAGCAGCUCUGAAAGCCGCAGCAGCAAGCCAAGAGGCCACCGGGAGCGCCAAAGCACGUCUGCUUCUAGAACUCCUGAAGCAGGGUUUUCUAAUCAGCCCGUCUUAGCAUGGUCCUCUCAGCCCCAUAUUGGUAGUGACCACGCCUACCGGAGCAGAGGAAGGCAGGAGGGCAGUGGCUUGCUGGGUCCCAGGGACUGGGAAGAUGUGGAGACCAGAAGAAUGGCUCAGACCCACAGUCUGCCCAUCCAUGUGAGAGAGAGCCCUUGGGAAGUUGCAGGAAGGACAGAGCAUGUGAUAAAGAAGGCCAUUUGGGAAGAAGAGCUGAGGACGCCAGCUCCUGCUAAGUGGUACAACGUGAGCUUGGAAAGCUGGGAGCAGCCAAGGAAGUUAGGGAGGCAAGUGUCCGAGGGUGACAGAGAGAAAAUGUUCCAGGACCUGUACCAGUUUGUUCAAGGAGAGCACAUGCUGACAUCUCAGAACAAAAAGAAAUCCCAGUCAUUGCCUCGAGUUCUUUCUCCCGAGAGCCUGCAUUUCACACAAGUUCCUGUUCCACUACACGAUGGGCACUUACCAGGUGUCCCCAAAGUGCCACCAUACCCUCCUAGCUGCCCACCACCUUUGGAACCCACAAGGAAUCUUGAGAAAGCUAGUUCUUCAGGCCCUUUUCCCCGGCCUAGGUUUGGGAAACCCCUUAAAACUCCGUGUCAUGGCUCUCACCCACAGCCCAGGGGAGAAGAUGCAUUUCAGGACCACCAACACAGGGACCCACGUGGCUCGCAGCCAACAAGAAGUAAGGAUUCCAGGCAUGAGUUGGGUGUGCUGGAUUCUGGCUUGGAGCCCCCGGUGUAUGUGCCUCCUCCUUCAUACAGGUCACCCCCGCAGCACAUUCCGAACCCCUACCUUGAAGAUCCUGUGCCCAGGCAUAUGAGCAGCAGCCAGAGUCAACAGCAGCAACUGCCUGAGAAAGCUGAGGCCAGCUGUCCACUUCCUACUGGCUCCCUUGUAGCUAGGAACCCCUAUGAUCCGACGCCUGGCACUCCUCCUCAAGGCCUUCCCCCCCACCCCUAUCCUUUUGCCGCCCAUGGGGGUUCUAUUGAGUACAUUCCAUUUGACGAUCCACGGAUUCGACAUAUUAAAGUAGCCCUGCCCCCAGAAUACUAUGAGAAGACAAAGCUUGAUGACAUACCCUAUAACUCUGGCAUCAUCACUACCCAGGAACCAGCUCUUGGGAAAAGACAGUACAAUGGUUCCCUUUUCUCACCACAGGGCCCAACACCCCCAUCAGGCAAUGAGCAGGGCUCAGCCUUUGCUCAUUCCAGUCCCCAGUGGCUGCGGGGCCAUGUCCCUGUGGACAUUGAACAUGGAGGCUUCCCUGGCCAAACAGAAGAGCCUAUCAUGAGAGGACUAGCAACAGAUGUGAGAGCCAGCCAGCCAGAAAGCCAUGCCUCUUCCCCACAGCCACAGGGUGAGGGUACCUGCAAAACCUACACCAAGCUCAGAAAGUUUGAAACUGGGAUUCAGACCAAGAAAAGUUCAAAGAAGAAAGCCAAUGCAACCAUAUUUUGUUUGGUUUCUGUCCCAGUGAAAUCUGAGUCACUGCCGCCAGGUACGGAUACGAACAACAAUGACUUGAAGCUGGGAGCUGAUAAGACGCAUGGGCUAUGUCAGGGUACAGGCCUGGAGGAGCAAAGUCUGUUGAGUAUGUCUUCCACUGACCUGGAGCUGCAAGCCCUCAUGGGAAGCAUGGCUUGGAGAAGAACAUCUCCAGGGCAAGGUCUGGGGGAGCCAGAAGAUGGCCAAACUGAUGACCUCAGAUUCCUCCACCUUAUCAAACCCAGGGAGCUCCAGCCUGCUGGCUCCUGGCCAGGCCACCAAUACAGAGAUAAACAGACCCAAACCAGUUUCCCUGAAGACUCCAAAAGCUCACAUCUCCCCCAUGCUACAAAGCCAGGAGAGUCUAACAGUGCAGCACUGACCCCAACAUGCCCAGAGCCCACUGCCUCCGAAGUACACCUGCAUGCAGCCUUAGCAUCCAGUGACCAAAAUCAGAAGCCCAGUGUACCUCACCUCAGAGGGCAGAUGUCCCUCAGCCCAUCUCGCAACAGUGCUUUCUCAAGGACUUCGCCAGCCAUAAGCCAGGCAUCUGUGCCAAAGGGGGUCUGUGGUGAGCCCCCUGGGGCCAGCCCUGUACCCAAGCCAGAGGUGGUGAAGGGGGGAACCACAGCAGGCCAGUGCAACAGCACACAACUUUUUGGUCAGUUUCUCUUGAAACCAGUUAGCCGCCGGCCGUGGGAUCUGAUAAGUCAGUUAGAAAGUUUUAACAAGGAGCUUCAGGAAGAGGAAGAAAGCCAUGGUGCUAGUGGUGGGAGCAGUCAUGAGGACAGUGAGACAGAACAGUCAGAGGACUGUGCUGACUCUAGAGCCGAGACCGGAAGCCGCCAUGAAACCAGCCAGGGAGGGAGAGCAGAGCCACAGCCUGCAGGGCUGGUGUUAGAGGAGUCAGGGUUCCAGGCAAGAAGACUUAGGAAUGAGUCAGAGAACUGGGGUGAGGAACCAAAUCCCGGCUGUGCACGUGCCCAUCCGCAGCCCCUGGGCCAGGCGCAGGAGGAAGACAGCAGAGGUGUUCUUGUCCGGCAGCGGCGGACAGAUGGAAGCCUGGUUGCCGAGCAAAGCCAGGAGGUUCCGAACGGGAUGUGUGAGCGGGACAUUAGCCUGAGUCCGCUGAGCAGCAUGGCUCCCAGUGACACAAAAUCAGCCCCCUUUUUCUAUCUGGCAGAACUGAGAGGAAGUCAAGAACUCACCAAGGUCAGCGAUGCUCUAGGGUCUGUGCAGCUAGGCAGAGAGACCCCUCCAAAGGUGGGCAGUGGUGAGGAAGGGGACAGAGAAGUCCUGCUGCCUCUCGCUGACAAAUACCGAGGCCUCUCAACACCAGACUUGAGGUCUUUGGAGCUCACAGGGGGACAAAAGCAGAAUGCCUAUAAAUCAGAGCCUCUGGGUAUAGAGAAUACCGUGGAAGUCAUCCCAAGUGAAUCGCUGCAGGAGCGGGCAGAGAGGAUCCUGGGCAUUGAGGUGGCCAUGGAGUCCCUCUUGCCAGGUGCUAGGAGAGGAGGACAGAGCCAGCUCCCCGAGCCUGAUGCAAGUGCCUGCAACCUAGAGUCAUCCAGAGAGGACUCACUGCCCAGCUUAGCACCAUCAGGGGGCCGCACAGUGGCCACCGAUGCCUUCUAUGGCAGGAGAAAGUGUGGCUGGACUGCGAGUCCCCUCUUUGUAGGGGACAGGGCCCCUCAGGCUUCUGUAUGCUCAGAUGUGGAUGGGCUCCCUGCAAGCCAGGCCACCAGCCCUGAGCCCGAGAAAAAGGAUGAGGAGGCAAAACCACCCUUUAAGUCCACUCUGUUCCAUUUCAUGGAACAGACUGCAAGCGUGGUAGGCUCCGAAAAGAGGCUCCGAAGCCCUUCCAAAAUGAUCGAGAGUUUACAGGAAAAAUUGGCAUCGCCCCCGAGGAAGGCAGACACAGAUCGCUUGGUAAGAAUGAGGGAGAUCAACUCCUUGUCUCGGAUGAGGUGUCUGAAUUCCAAGAGUGUAAACUCCAUGGAGGAGCCCGACCACUUAAAGGCCACCGCGAGUCAGGCCUGGCCUUCAGGAGGCCUUAUGUCCCCGAGUGGUAGAGACCAGGCCUGGCAAGCAGGACAUCUGUCCUCUGUCUCUCAGGAUGUCAUCCCUCAAGAAGAAAAUGGGCAUCCUGAAGUACCGAGGGAGAAGCUGUCCAAUCAGGACUUGUGGUGUGCAGAGUCAUAUGAUCCCAGCCGAGUGGAGAGGGUGUGAUGGAUGCUGGUGAAGUCCUCACCUGCCUUGUCCAGGCUGACUCUGGAAACUGCUGGGUUUUCAGCAUUCCGACUCCUGCUCUGCCCAUCAGUGGGAAAUCCGUCAUCCCUACAGAAUUGUUAUGGAGCUAAAGCAGUGGUGUGCUGACACCAUCUGUCUUUAUAGCAUGGAUAUAUAAUUCCUAUGUUUAGAAAUGAGUUUUCACAUCAGUUCCCCUUCCUGGUAGAUUAGGCUGAGCUGGUAAAUAGCUUGGUGUUAAUCUGGUUUUAUGUGAAAAAUCAAGUGUGGAAGAUGCAGUGGGUAGUUUUGAUUGGACCAUAAUGCCAUGCAUUCCCUGCUGUGUCUCCCCAGCUCAUGCUCAUGUUUAGGAGUGUGGCCUAGGCCCUUCACUUGGUAUUUGGACACUAACAGUUUAAGAAGAAUAUGUGACUAUGUAUGGCCCAUUUUUAUUACUCUACCUUCGGCAGCGUGGGGUAAUUGGUAAGUAAGUGCUCUCUACUGGCAGCAGCUUCCUGUGUUCCUGAAGGGUCAUACUCACGCUGUAACUCACCCAAGAGGUGAUUCACGGCAUUGAAGCAAAUGUGCCGCGCUCUGCUUUGCACUCCGUCUUUCCUAGGUCUUACUCUCUGUGUGAAUGUUUAGAUAUUCUUUAUAUGAAAAGUAAUUGCUGGUUUAAAAUAGACCAGGUAACAAAGUAACUAUAUUUCUUUUUAUAAAAUUGCUAUUUUUCUAUGAUGUAUAAACAGUUCUUAGGUGGCAGAUUUUUAAGGAAGUGCUAUUUUAUUUAAGAGUCUAUCCCUAUGUGUGUGAGGGACCCGAGAGGGCCCACCUCGGCUCCAAAACCGUUACCCCUGCUCCAACUUCGGCUCUGCUCCUUUGAACGCUGUGUCAGAGUGUCAGUGAAGACCAAUCAUCACAAGUUCAUUCAUCCUCACAAAGAUGCUUUUCCACAGAAGGAGCUGGGAGGUCACAUUCCAAGUCACCCCUCUCAAAACUGGCUAACAGCUUCACGGUCAUUUGCAGCCAUGUCAACUAAGAUUGCCCAAACCUCAUGGUUUCAUCUUGUAUUGCUGUGGGGAAUCUGCCCCGAGAAGAAACUUUUCUCUUGCCCGUCACCUUGCUCCUUUAAAGAAAGAUCUAUUUUUGUCUAGAAUGACCCUGAUUACCUAAUCUUGCAUAUUCUACAAAGUGCUUGGAGAUAGUACGUAGGUGGUAUCUUCGCGUGCAUAUGCCGUGAUGGAAGUAUCAGAGGCCUGUGGUUCUACUACUGCAUUUGCCUGCAUAGUUUAUGUGUUUUGUGGCAUUUCACCUUCUGUCUGAGGAAGAUCCUUGCUAGCUACAUCUUCCAAAGGUUUUGUCCCCUUCUUUCCCUUCCUUCCCUCUCUCCCUGACUCCCUCCUUCCCUUUCU